Molecule: messenger RNA, 605 nt
Organism: Adelges cooleyi (spruce gall adelgid)
Lineage: Eukaryota; Metazoa; Arthropoda; Insecta; Hemiptera; Adelgidae
Product: cytochrome c oxidase assembly factor 5
Exons: 3
Coding region: 177-416 (79 amino acids)
Biological process (GO): mitochondrial respiratory chain complex IV assembly
Cellular component (GO): mitochondrion
Source: RefSeq, a predicted model, not a curated record
AGUUGUCGAGCCAUCCGUAAAAUUAUUGUAUUAUGUAAUUUUAUUUUAUUUUUAUAUGAAUAGUAAUAAUUCAUAUUGUUAUAUUGGUGAUAAUAUCUAACAGAAAGACAGGAUUUCGAUUCCUUCAACAUUAAUACAAUUUAAAAAUAUUUUGAGUUAUAAUUAUAUUAUUAAAAAUGAUGCGAUACGAUGAAGGCGUUCUUAAGGACAGUAGACCCUGUGCUGGUGUCAGAGCCGAUUUAAAAAUGUGUCUUUUGGUAACCGAUUGCUGUAAAAUUGAAAAAAAAACUCCCAAACAGUGUUUAUUAGAAAAAAAAUGUCCUCCAGAAUGUUUGGCUUUACAAAAUACUUUUUUUGAAUGCAAGAGAUCUAUUUUGGAUAACAGGCAAAGAUUUCGUGGACGGAAGGGCUACUAACAUUAUGGAUAUGCUAUUAUGUAUAUAUAUUUUAGUUUGUCAAUUAUAUUAAGCUAACACUUACUCAGUAUGUUAUUUUGCAAUACAUUUUAUUUAUACUGAUUACAGUGUUUUUUUGUGUAAAUAGUUUUAGAUUGUUUAUUAUAAAGUAUAAAAAUAAUAAAUCAAUGGAGAACAAAAAUAUAAUGU